Carica papaya (papaya) is the source of this 729-nucleotide messenger RNA. The record is from RefSeq and is a predicted model, not a curated record. Lineage: Eukaryota; Viridiplantae; Streptophyta; Magnoliopsida; Brassicales; Caricaceae.
AUGGUGGCACACCGAAGGAAGUUCCUAGUAAUAGAUAAUAAAUCUUUCGAUGUGGUCUGUGAGGGGCAGAAGAUGGAAGGUAUGAGGAUUAGUGAGAGCGGAAGAGGAUUCUGGAAAGAUGGGCCCGGAGCACCAGGAGGACAAUCCUGGACAGUGCAAUGGCUGAAGUUUGAUAAUUCCUACUUCAAGGAGAUUAAAGAAAAGAGGGAUGAAGAUCUGCUUGCAUUGCCAACUGAUGCUGUUCUCUUUGAUGACCCUUCAUUCAAGGUGUAUGCCGAGAAAUAUGCUGAAGAUCAGGAUGCAUUCUUCAAGGACUAUGCUGAAGCCCAUGCUAAGCUCAGCACCCUUGGGGCCAAGUUUGAUCCUCCAGAGGGUAUUGUACUAGAUGAUGGUCCUACCAAAGCUGCACCAGAAAAGUUUGUGGCAGCAAAGUACUCAUCUGGAAAGAGAGAGCUGUCAGAAGCAAUGAAACAGAAGAUACGGGCAGAGUAUGAAGCAAUUGGUGGAAGCCCAGAUAAGCCUCUGCAGUCCAACUAUUUUCUAAAUAUUAUGAUAAUCAUUGCUGUUUUGGCCUUAUUGACAUCUCUUCUUGGGGAUAACUCCGGUUUUUGAGCUUCAUAGAAAAAAUAUUAUUGCUUCCUUUUGGAUCAUUAAACCAUGAUAUGGCAUGCAACAACUGAUUUAUGCAAUUGAUAAAAUUGAUAACCUCAGGGUUAAUUUUUUUUCCAA